Molecule: messenger RNA, 5301 nt
Organism: Microsporum canis CBS 113480
Lineage: Eukaryota; Fungi; Ascomycota; Eurotiomycetes; Onygenales; Arthrodermataceae
Exons: 5
Coding region: 1-5301 (1766 amino acids)
Biological process (GO): establishment of mitotic sister chromatid cohesion; replication-born double-strand break repair via sister chromatid exchange; establishment of protein localization to chromatin
Cellular component (GO): Scc2-Scc4 cohesin loading complex
Molecular function (GO): chromatin binding
Source: RefSeq, a predicted model, not a curated record
AUGCAGCGUCCGUUUGAAGUUGCGAUCCCAGGGGGAGGCAGCUCGACUUACGAUGCAGCUCGUCGACUGCCUCGUCCACUCUCGGUGGACGCAGCACUGCAGUUCUCGCCCAUGACGAGUGCGCCGAUAUUUGGCCUGGAUUCUAUCUUGCGGCCGGAUAUCGAGCAACCCUCACUUGCGAAUUGGGCGCGCACCUACGACUCCCACACCGCCGGCAGAUUAGUAGAUACCCUCGACAACGAAACACAAGCAAGCUCUACGGACUCGUCUUAUAUUGAGAGCGUCCGCAAGAAUAUACAUAACCUGCUGAUAGGCGAAGGUUUGGUGGGCGAUGGCCUGACGAAGAUUCAAUUUAAGGUGCCCCCGCGGAUAAGUCAACCUCGUCCCUCUCAGAAGACUCAGACACCACCAGCCAACAUGGAAUUCACUGCUCAUGAGCGGCUUGGACCUUUUGCAAAGAUGGUGCUGGAUACUACAAAUGUGCCCUAUAGAUACCCGUCGCCGAGCUCUCCCAGUCCGCUAAAGCAGGCCCCUCGUUUGAAACCGUAUCCCGUUCCAGACCAACAUGAUAGGAAUAUCCGUGAUAAUGGUAAUAAAGUGGCCUCCAAAAACCAGCUACCGGAUGUAUCGGUAAAACCUGUCAUCAUGGUUCCAGCGUUUCCCGAUCCUUCGCAACUGAGCGAGUACCAACAUAUUCCCGAGAUGUCCAAACGGCGGCCUCGGUCGCCAUCCACACAACAAACGGAAUCUGUAAAACUUCGAGACCAGAGGGAGGUGAUAAAUACUGCUGUAGCGAACCUACAGUCACUUUUACAAGAUGUAUUUGAAAGCGAGGAUGAACUGCAGCUCGAAAGCUCGCAAGACCAAGAGCAGAAUGCUAAUAAAUAUUUUUACGCCAUGGAUGCAACCGAAGAUAGCAAACCAUGUCUAUCGUCCGACGCUCAUAAGCAGCUACAGAAGGCAUUCAGAAGUGUAUCGGGGUAUGGUAAACUUGGCGAUAUACCUAAUGAAUUUAUAACGCGAGUCCAGAAACUCUGUGAAGCUCCCAUCAUGGCUGUUCAGUCUGUUGAUACUACAACAGAGAGUGACAUGUCGGAUACUAGCCUGGAAAAUUGGGCAAAACUACUUGGGGGCCUAGAGAAUGCACUGCUCGCUAUGGGUACCCUCCUUCAUACUAUGGACGGCCGUACCGAUGCUAAAGAGCUUUGCUCUGAAGACAUGAUACAGCUUAUUCCAACCGCUCUAAAUCAUAUUUUUGAACACUGUAUCAUACCAGCAGUCGAAUGCAGGCCGAAUGGCAAAGACGCGGCCAUUUUCAGUCUAUAUUCAGGCCAGAAGCAAGCAAUAUUGAACUUAACCCAACAGUCGAGGAAAGUCCUGUCUCAGCUAGGCAUUUUUCUCUCUGCAGUUGAUCUUGUUGAGGGAGCAAUCACGGCUAUGGAAUUUAUGGCAACGAAGUUAAUAUUCGUUGAGAACGCCCAUCACGAGAAAGAAUCCACAAUAGGAAUUCAGAAAUUUGAGGCAGUUAGACGUUGCGCUAUGGAUAUGCUUGCAAAGAUAUUUGCCAAAUAUGCUGAGCAGCGGUCCUUCAUCCUAGACGAGAUUCUUGUUUCUCUGGAGAAGCUUCCUUCUACCAGACAAAAUGCUAGACAGUUCAAGCUAACGGAUGGCAAAAGCAUCCAGCUACUUUCCGCGUUGGUUGUACAACUUGUUCAAACAACUGCGCUUAGAGGGUCUUCGCAAAACGCAACCAAAUCCAAGCUGUGGCCAUCCAGGCGGAACAAUAAUAGCUCAGAUGAUGACGAGUCAGGCUCUGAGGAUGAAGACGACACUUCACCGUUUAUAAGUCUUUCCAAACAGGUUGACCAGGCCUAUGAUAAUGCCGUACGCAGCGCGCAAUAUAUCACCAGAUUUAUUGUCCAGCGAGCUAUGACUUCAACGAAAACUGGCGACCAACCGUACAGAAAUAUCCUAGAUUUAUUUACGGAAGACUUGAUAAGUAUACUUGGCUCUUCAGAAUGGCCUGGCGUUGAACUUCUUUUACGUGUGCUCGCUUCUCAAAUGGUAGGGAUAGCCGAGCACGAUAAAAGCACAGCUAAUGCAAAAAAUAUGGCCCUAGAACUAUUGGGCUGGAUGGGGUCAGCAAUAUCGGAUUUGACCUCUACUGCACAACACUUAAAUAACUCAACGGACGAAGGCGAUUCUGAAUUGACGGAGUACAUAAGGCAGUUAUUCGACAAUCAUAUCGGUCGCUCAUUACAUGUUCAAGAUUUGGUCGUUCGUGAUGGUCCUUAUCGUAUCGCACUCGAGUACCUGAAUACUAAAGAUGUUGCUGGUUCACACCUCCCAAGUGCUCGUGACUACCUUCUUACGGCGUGGGCUAAGACUGCAUGCACCGUGCACUGCGAAUCCGCUCAGAACGCUCAAAACGAGGCCUUGUCUCGCGACUCUUCUGUUCGAAAGCUUGCUAUAUCAUUAAAAAGUUUGAUAUCCGAUCCCCAAUGGCUCGAGCAACAUCGUGAAUUCGAGACCAUUUCAGCCCAGCAAGCUCGAUUCGCAUAUUUGAUAGUUAUUUUAAGUAGUGGAUUCUGCAAGGCCUUCGACACCAUCGUUAAAGUCUUACUCAGCUCGAUUUCUAGUGACCAAGCAAAGGUGCGCAGUAGAAGUUUAAAAAGUGUUAUUCAUAUGCUUGAACGCGACCCAAGCUUGCUAGACCGAGACGAUUCUAUUAUGGACUUGAUUCUCAGAUGCGCAGCGGACUCCUCUCCAAUGGUCCGGGACUCCGCACUUACGCUGACCGCCCGGUGCAUAUCCCUCAAACCAGCAUUAGAGAACGAGUGUUGCCGUGCAAUCUUAGCUUGCGCUUCUGACCCAACAGUCGGUGUGCGAAAAAGAUGCAUCGGCCUGAUGAAAGAUGUAUAUGCGGCAACCUCGAAUAAAGAGUUGAGAAUCUCAGUAAUAGAGCAUGUACUAAAGAGAGUGCAAGAUCACGAAACCAACGUGGCAACUUUAGCACGGCAAGCUCUGGAAGAGCUCUGGCUGUCACCGCUUCAUGCCACGGACGGUUUCGACACACCCCAGGCUAAGGUAGCUCUCGAAGAGUUGGUUGCGCUGUUUAUCGGUGCAGUGCAACGAGGUGACGAGGUAGUGGCCAACCUUGAAUCUUUCUUCAAAACGGUCCUUCACUCCGAGUCCAAAUCAGUGUCACAAAAUUUCAAAAUAUGCAAGGCUGCGGUUGCUACUCUAUUUGAAAACGUGGUUCACGGGUCCAAUGCUGAUCAAAGGUCUCUGCAAUCGCAUCUUCGGACCUUAACGGUGUUUGCGAAAUCCAAUGCUAGACUUCUUACUCCAGGCCAGCUUGAGACCCUUCAUCCUUAUAUUGGACACCUAUCAAGCACCGAUGAUCUGCUACUCUUCCGCUCUGUGGUGGUCAUAUAUCGCUGUGUGCUUCCACAUCUUUCAUCAGCCCACAACAAUCUACUCAAAGAUAUUCAAAACGAUCUUUUCAAAAGCGUUUCCAAAUUAGCUAGGACUGAACUUAACGAAGUCAUGGCUUGUCUCUGGACCAUAAAUGGAGUUUUACAGAAUACAGAACGGCUAGUCAAGCUCACAAUAUCUGUCCUCAAAGGCAUUUAUCAAGCGUCAAAUACAAAACUUGACGCUUCCACGAGUGCCGAUGCUCUUGGCCGCGUUCGAAGCUAUAUAAGAAUUGCCGGUUGUGUCGGAAAACACUGCGAUUUGGAGAAAUACACAUCAUUUUUUACUCAGGCAUUCCCUAAAUCCAAUACUGAGUCUGUUUCUGGGCUCAUGGUAGAGUUUAUAGCUCCAUUUGCGUCCUCUGCGUAUCCUCAUGAACUAAGAAUCAUGGCCUUGGAGAGCUUGGGGUCGGUAUGUGAAACCUGGCCAGAACAGUAUGGCAAAGAGAAAGCUAGGGUUGCGUUUUCUUCUGUUUUCAAAGAAGACAACGGGGACCUUCAGGACAUUGUCCUAAAAACUUUCUUAACUUUCUUCUCUAUCCAUGAAGGCAAAUCAGAGAAGUUCAUCAAUACUGCUGAAUCAAACGGCGAGAAUACCGACACUAGCAGACUUGGAGGCUCAUUGAAAGCGAGUGCAAACGAUGGUGCAGCUGCCUUAAUCGCGCAAAAUUUCCUUCCUCAAAUGCUUCAUGCCGCCAUGUCGAAGCAGGAUUCUUUCGCAUUAACUGCGAUAGAACUUAUCGCAAGUAUUAAUCGACAAGGCCUUAUCCACCCGAAGGAAUGCGCAGGUGUGUUAGUAUCUUUGGAAACAUCACCCAAUUCAACUAUCGCGAAUACGGCAUAUGAAAUUCAUAAAAUGCUUCACCAACAACACGAGUCUAUGUUUGAUCGUGAGUAUAUGAGGGCUAUACAAGAUGCCUUCUACUAUCAACGAGACGUCAUUGGAGACUCAUCUGGCGCUUCCGCUAGGCCAUUUGCCCCAAAACUUGCUUUAUUGUUUGACAUUAUCAAACUAAGUAACAGCAAGUAUCAAAAGAAGUUUCUCACGAACUUUUGUUCUAAAGCUAACUUCGAGCUGAAGAAGUUAGACUCUUCGGGGACACCUCCUGAAUAUUUAGAGCUUACAAGAUUUGUUUGUCAAAAUGUUGCAUUCUUCGAUUACACCCAAGUUGCCGAGCUUUUGGCUGCAAUUUCUUGUAUGGAACGUAUCGUGGGAACAACUGGAACUGCUGUGGCCCAUUCCAUAGAGACUGAAUUACUCUCUGUGAAGGUGGCAGGGGUGGUUGAACAACCAGAGGGAGGACCCAACAAUAUGCCCCCCCUGAUCGACUCUGCAGUUCUAAAGCGGCUCGCUACAGCUGCUGCAGGGCUAUCAAUGUUAUGGGAAACGAGAUCUUAUUUACGCCGUCUUUACAACUUGAACUUCCACGCGCUACAAAAAGAAGGCAAAGUUGCUAUAAAAGAGUUAAACAAGCCUGCUUCAAAAGUCCCUGGAAUCUCUGGCGAUCGAUUCUGGGAGGCAGUAGCACGAAUUAUGAAAUCAUUGGACAAUGCAGAAUCGAUGACCAACAUGUGCCGUGAAUUUUCUACUCUAAUGUCGGUAGAUGAUGAACUUAAAAUUGCGGGUGAUGAGGAUCGAGGCAGCCCCGACCCGUUUGCCGAUGUAAAUGACAUGAGCAAUGUUAUUGGCGCUACAACCAGACCUGGGAAACGAAAGAGUUCUAUUUCUGGCGCCACCACCCCUAAGAAGAGGGCGAGGGGCAGGCCAAAAUUAGGAAGCAAACGCCCCAGUGACGGUUCAGACGAGGAAACCGAUAUUGACUGA